AUGGGCAUCAUUAAGCAAUCGCUCUGGUUUUUAUUCCUGAUUUGUAUUAAUGAUUGUUAUACUUCAGCUUCUCAAACAUUUGAAGAUCAGCUUGAUAUAGAAAUACCUCAUUUUCAUAAUACAGCUCCUGCUCUUUGGGAUGAAAAGGCCCUUCAGAGAGUAUAUUUUCCGCCUCACAAAUCAAAAAAUUCUAGUACCAAGCCUGAGAAUAAUUAUAUCCAGCCAGAAUCACUUGAUCAUCAUACUAGAGAGGAAUGCUACCAGCUUGACUAUCCUGAAGAAACUGGACAAGAUCUUCUUGAAACCCUUACCAAUGAAAACCAGAACAUAAUUGUUACUGUGUGGUAUGAGAACUAUCAAGGCUCUUGGGCCCAAAAUAUGAUUAACCAAAAUGUGCAAGGGAGUCUUUGGAGAUGUCUCUGAGAGAAUCAUCCUAAUAUUAUUUACACGGAGGCAGAUCUCUCUCAUUAUAACAUAAAUGCUUAUACAUAUCAAGACCUUGCUACACAACUGGAGAUAAAUAUUGAAGACCUCUUCAAUGGUCCUUCCAUUGUAGUCAUGAACGAUCAGUCUGGCACACAGUUCAGAACUGAGAAGGAGCCUGAUAAACUUGUAAAAAACGUAGAAGAAUACAUCAGAACUUUUGAAAAAGAUCUGUAUGGGGUUGAAAACCCAAAAUGAGACUUUCAAAACCAAAUUUUAGCAGAAAACCAUUACGAGUACUACCUCCCAAACACAGAACUCGACAUGUACCUCCCCAGCCACAACGAAGUCCAAACAGAAGCUCAAAUCUCCAAACAUAUAGACACAAGAACCUCCCCCCGCCUCUCUGAGCCUGAAAAAUCAUUCACUUAG
This is a messenger RNA of Moneuplotes crassus, 855 nucleotides long. NCBI's taxonomy places the organism in Eukaryota, Ciliophora, Spirotrichea, Euplotida, Euplotidae. The record is from the annotation of a GenBank genome assembly.